Molecule: messenger RNA, 603 nt
Organism: Scomber scombrus (Atlantic mackerel)
Lineage: Eukaryota; Metazoa; Chordata; Actinopteri; Scombriformes; Scombridae
Product: GTPase IMAP family member 8-like
Exons: 2
Coding region: 1-603 (200 amino acids)
Molecular function (GO): GTP binding
Source: RefSeq, a predicted model, not a curated record
AUGGAGCAGCUGAUGCAAAAUCACUCUGACACCAAAGUGAACCUUGUUCUGCUGGGAAUGUCCGGGUCUGGAAAGAGUGCGAGCGGAAACACAAUCCUUGGAAAGACAAAGUUCUUGUCAAAAGCCAGUUCAAUGCCGGUCACCACAAAGUGUCAGGCAGCAGAAACUUUGAUAAACGGUACAUUUGUGCGUGUCAUUGAUACUCCAGACAUCUUUGAUGAUGAAAUCAAAUCAUCAGAUAAGAACCAUCAUGUGAAACAUUGCAGACAGCUCUGUCAGUCAGAUCCUUGUGUUUACUUACUUGUGAUGCAAGUUGGCAGAUUCACAGAUGGUGAGAGAGACAUACUGAGAAAGGUUGAAGAAGCUUUUGGUCCUGAAGCUGAAGAAGAAACAAUCAUCCUGUUUACCUGGGCAGAAGAUGUGUUCGAUGCAAACAUUAGCUUGGAGGAUUUUUUGCAGGACUGCGAGCCUGAACUCAAGAACAUAGUUGAACAGUGUGACAGAAGGUGUGUUUUUUUUGAGAACAUAAUCAGAUGUCAAACUCAAGUAACAGAGCUAAUGCAGACAGUGAACAUGAUGUUAAAUAAAAAGCAGAAACAAUAA